Ornithorhynchus anatinus (platypus) is the source of this 1098-nucleotide messenger RNA. It is a transcript of the gene BIN3, whose product is annotated as bridging integrator 3. Gene Ontology annotation, biological process: actin cortical patch localization; endocytosis; plasma membrane tubulation. The transcript has 9 exons. The record is from RefSeq and is a predicted model, not a curated record. The coding region runs from base 54 to 815 and encodes 253 amino acids. Gene Ontology annotation, cellular component: actin cortical patch; cytoplasm. Gene Ontology annotation, molecular function: protein binding; lipid binding. Lineage: Eukaryota; Metazoa; Chordata; Mammalia; Monotremata; Ornithorhynchidae.
UUCCUGGAGACCGUCCGAAUGCGGAAGUUGGCGGCGGGAGAGGGGCCGUCGCCAUGAGCUGGAUUCCCUUCAAAAUCGGACAGCCCAAGAAGCAGAUUGUUCCCAAAACGGUGGAGAGAGACUUUGAAAGAGAAUAUGGAAAACUCCAACAGCUAGAAGAUCAGACCAAGAAAUUGCAGAAGGACAUGAAGAAGAGCACCGACGCUGACCUCGCAAUGUCCAAGUCAGCUGUGAAGAUCUCUUCAGAUCUGCUGUCCAAUCCUCUCUGCGAACAAGAUGAAGAGUUUUUGGACAUGGUGACGGCCUUAGACACAGCCAUGAAGCGGAUGGACUCUUUUAAUCAGGAAAAGGUGAAUCAGAUCCAGAGGACGGUGAUUGAGCCCUUAAAAAAGUUCGGCAGCGUCUUCCCCAGCCUCAACAUGGCGGUAAAGAGGCGGGAGCAGGCCCUGCAGGACUACAAGCGGUUGCAGUCGAAGGUGGAGAAGUACGAGGAGAAGGAGAAGACGGGACCGGUGCUGGCCAAACUCCACCAGGCUCGGGAGGAGUUGAGGCCGGUGAAGGACGACUUCGAAGCUAAGAACAAGCAACUCCUGGAAGAGAUGCCCCGGUUCUACAGCAGCCGUCUCGAUUACUUCCAGCCCAGCUUCGAGUCUCUGAUCCGGGCCCAGGUGGUGUACUACACCGAGAUGCGUAAGAUCUUCGGGGACCUGACCGAACAGCUGGACCGACCGGGCCAGACGGAUGAGCAGCGGGAAAGGGAGAACGAGGCCAAGCUGAGCGAGCUCCGAGCCCUCUCCAUCGUGGCCGACGACUGAAGUCCGGCUCUCCCCGGGACGUCGGCUCCUCCCGCUCCCUCUGGACUCUGCCCCCGCCCCACCGCGCCGCUCUUCCCACCGCACCGCGGUCGGGCUCGUCCCGGUGCCUUCCCGCCAUCCCCGGGGGCCAGGAGGACUCUAAACAGAACUGUCCGGCUGGGCCGGCUUCUCCCUCAGCUGCCGAAUCAGGGUAAGUGUGGUGAUAGGCGUGGUGGAAUUUUUUAUUUUCCGAAGAGCCACCUAACGUGAAACGUUUUAUAAACACGAGAGUUUCCCAGUCCGA